AUGGCCAACGGAGUGAUCCCGCCGCCCGGGGGCGCCUCCCCCCUACCCCAGGUCCGGGUGCCCUUGGAGGAGCCCCCUCUGAGUCCAGACCUGGAGGAGGAGGAUGAUGACUUGGGCAAGACCUUGGCUGUGAGCAGGUUUGGGGACCUCAUCAGCAAGCUCCCGGCCUGGGACCCUGAGAAGCCCAGCCGCACCUACAGCGAGCGGGACUUUGAGUUUCACCGGCACACAUCCCACCACACCCACCACCCGCUCUCGGCGCGCCUGCCUCCACCCCACAAGCUGCGGCGACUGCCCCCCACCUCUGCCCGGCAGACCAGGAGGAAGAGGAAGAAGGAGAAAACCUCGGCUCCCCCCUCGGAGGGGACCCCUCCCAUCCAGGAGGAGGGGGGAGCCGGAGUGGAGGAGGAGGAGGAGGAGGAAGAGGAGGAAGAGGAAGGGGAAUCUGAGGCAGAACCUGUGGAGCUCCCGCCCUCGGGGUCCCCACAGAAAGCAAAGUUCUCCAUUGGAAGUGAUGAGGACGACAGUCCUGGCCUCUCUGGGAGGGCUGCCUUCAGCAAGCCCCUGCCCUCCGUGGGCCCUUGCCCUGAAAAGAGCCCCCAGCAGUCAGUCAGCUCCUCAAGCCCCCGGGCCCGGGUCUCCCGAGUCGCUGGGGAGAAGAGCCGGCCCUGGAGCCCGUCGGCCAGCUAUGACCUGCGGGAGCGGCUGUGCCCAGGCAGCGCCCUGGGCACCCCAGGUGGCCCGGAGCAGCAGGUGCCCACUGACGAGGCGGAGGCCCAGAUGCUGGGCUCCGCGGACCUGGACGACAUGAAGAGUCACCGGCUGGAGGACAACCCUGGGGUGCGGCGGCACCUUGUGAAGAAGCCGUCGCGGACGCAGGCUGGGAGGGGCAGCCCCGGGGGCUUGGCACCCAUCCUGCGCAGGAAGAAGAAGAAGAAGAAGCUGGAUCGGAGGCCUCAUGAGGUGUUUGUGGAGCUGAACGAGCUGACACUGGACCGUAGCCAGGAACCCCACUGGCGGGAGACGGCACGCUGGAUCAAGUUUGAGGAGGAUGUGGAGGAAGAGACAGAGCGCUGGGGGAAGCCCCACGUGGCCUCGCUCUCCUUCCGCAGCCUUCUGGAGCUCAGGAGGACCAUCGCCCAUGGAGCUGCCCUCCUGGACCUGGAGCAGACCACUCUGCCGGGGAUCGCCCAUCUCGUGGUGGAGACCAUGAUCGUGUCUGACCAGAUCCGUCCGGAGGACAGGGCCAGCGUCCUGCGCACCCUCCUGCUGAAGCACAGCCAUCCCAAUGAUGACAAGGACAGUGGCUUCUUUCCCCGAAACCCAUCCAGCUCCAGCGUGAACUCGGUCCUGGGGAAUCAUCACCCCACCCCCAGCCACGGACCUGACGGCGCAGUGCCCACCGUGGCUGACGACGUGGGGGAGCCAGCCCCACUCUGGCCUCAUGACCCUGAUGCCAAGGAGAAGCCUCUCCACAUGCCUGGGGGAGACAGUCACCGGGGAAAAAGUCUGAAGCUGCUGGAGAAGAUCCCCGAAGAUGCUGAGGCUACUGUUGUGCUCCUGUUUCAUGAGGCUGCCUACCAGGCGGACGACCGGCAGGACCUCCUGAGCGCCAUCAGUGAGUUCCUGGACGGCAGCAUCGUGAUUCCUCCAUCCGAGGUGGAGGGCCGUGACCUGCUGCGCUCCGUGGCCGCCUUCCAGAGGGAGCUGCUGAGGAAGCGGCGGGAGCGUGAGCAGACUAAAGUGGAGAUGACCACCCAGGGAAGCUGUGUGGCCCCUGGGAAAGAGCUGUCGGUGGAGCUGGGGGGCUCCGAGGCGACCCCCGAAGAUGACCCCCUGCUGCGGACUGGCUCGGUGUUUGGGGGGCUUGUGCGAGAUGUGAAGCGUCGGUACCCACACUACCCCAGUGACCUGCGAGACGCCCUGCACUCCCAGUGCGUGGCAGCCGUACUGUUCAUCUACUUCGCUGCCCUCAGCCCCGCCAUCACCUUCGGGGGGCUGCUAGGAGAGAAGACUGAGGGGCUGAUGGGCGUGUCCGAGCUGAUUGUGUCUACCGCGGUGCUUGGGGUCCUCUUCUCCCUGCUGGGGGCCCAGCCGCUGCUCGUGGUUGGCUUCUCAGGGCCGUUGCUGGUCUUCGAAGAAGCCUUCUUCAAGUUCUGCCGAGCCCAGGACCUGGAGUACCUCACCGGCCGGGUGUGGGUUGGCCUCUGGCUGGUGGUCUUUGUCCUUGCCCUGGUGGCCGCUGAAGGCAGCUUCCUGGUCCGCUAUAUCUCACCUUUCACCCAGGAGAUCUUCGCUUUCCUCAUCUCGCUUAUUUUCAUCUACGAGACCUUCCACAAGCUCUACAAGGUGUUCACGGAGCACCCAUUGCUGCCAUUCUACCCCCCCGGGGGGGCAUUGGAGGCUGGGCUGGAGCUGAACGGGAGUGCUGUGCCCCCCACCGAGGGGCCGCCUGGCCCGAGGAACCAGCCCAACACGGCUCUGCUGUCCCUCAUCCUCAUGCUUGGGACCUUUCUCAUUGCCUUCUUCCUGCGAAAGUUCAGGAACAGCCGCUUCCUGGGAGGCAAGGCUCGCCGCAUCAUUGGGGAUUUUGGCAUCCCCAUUUCCAUUCUGGUGAUGGUCCUAGUGGAUUACUCGAUUACAGACACCUACACACAGAAGCUGACGGUGCCCACAGGGCUCUCGGUGACGUCCCCCCAUAAGCGCACGUGGUUCAUCCCACCCCUGGGCAGUGCCCGUCCUUUCCCGCCCUGGAUGAUGGUAGCAGCUGCUGUCCCCGCCCUGCUGGUCCUCAUCCUGAUCUUCAUGGAGACACAAAUCACUGCGCUCAUCGUCAGCCAGAAGGCCCGGAGGCUGCUCAAGGGCUCCGGCUUCCACCUGGACCUGCUGCUGAUUGGCUCCCUGGGUGGGCUCUGCGGGCUGUUUGGGUUGCCCUGGCUCACGGCCGCCACUGUCCGCUCGGUCACUCACGUGAACGCCUUGACGGUUAUGCGCACUGCCAUUGCACCUGGCGACAAGCCCCAGAUCCAGGAGGUGCGGGAGCAGCGGGUCACUGGAGUGCUCAUCGCCAGCCUCGUGGGCCUGUCCAUCGUCAUGGGGGCUGUGCUGCGCCGGAUCCCGUUGGCCGUACUCUUUGGGAUUUUCCUGUACAUGGGGGUCACAUCACUGUCCGGUAUCCAGCUGUCCCAGCGUCUGUUGCUUAUCCUCAUGCCUGCAAAACACCAUCCCGAGCAGCCCUAUGUGACCAAGGUGAAGACGUGGCGGAUGCACCUGUUCACCUGCAUCCAGCUGAGCUGCAUCGCCCUGCUCUGGGUGGUCAAGUCCACAGCGGCCUCACUCGCGUUUCCCUUCCUGUUGCUGCUCACGGUGCCUCUGAGGCGCUGCCUUCUGCCCCGGCUCUUCCAGGACAGGGAGCUGCAGGCGCUGGACUCGGAAGAUGCUGAGCCUAACUUUGAUGAGGAUGGCCAGGAUGAGUACAACGAGCUGCACAUGCCUGUCUGACCCUCCACCGUGGUGCCCCUCAGAGACCCCGACACCUUAGUGAUCCACACCUGGGCCCCAGGCAGAGCCCAGCCCUGGGGCCAGCGGGUGCCUCCCAACCCAGAGACGUGCCUGGAGCCAGCCACUCACGCCAUGGCCAGAGCGGCCCGCUGACUGCCCCGGGCACUGACCUGGGCUCACCCAGGCCCUUUCACAGACCAGACCGGCACAGGCUUUGAGCUCAUUAUAACCACAC
Odobenus rosmarus divergens (Pacific walrus) is the source of this 3736-nucleotide messenger RNA. It is a transcript of the gene SLC4A3, whose product is annotated as solute carrier family 4, anion exchanger, member 3. The record is from RefSeq and is a predicted model, not a curated record. Lineage: Eukaryota; Metazoa; Chordata; Mammalia; Carnivora; Odobenidae. The transcript is spliced from 21 exons. Gene Ontology annotation, biological process: bicarbonate transport; monoatomic anion transport; transmembrane transport. Gene Ontology annotation, molecular function: solute:inorganic anion antiporter activity; monoatomic anion transmembrane transporter activity. Gene Ontology annotation, cellular component: plasma membrane. The coding region runs from base 1 to 3501 and encodes 1166 amino acids.